GUCAGAUGGCAGAAAAUGAUUAAAGGAAAAUAUGACAUCUAAUGUUUCUUUCAGUCACUGAAGAACUUGUUAGAAGACGUGCAGAACAUAACAAUUGUGAAAUAUUUUCACUUGAAGAAAUUUCUUUACAUCAGCAGGAAAUAGAAAAGCUAGAGCAUAUUGAUAAAUGGUGUCGAGAUUUAAAAAUUCUCUAUCUUCAGAAUAACCUAAUUCCAAAAAUUGAAAAUGUGGGCAAACUAAAGAAGCUGGAAUAUUUAAAUGUAGCUUUGAACAACAUUGAAAGAAUUGAAAAUCUGGAAGGCUGUGAGGAAUUGAAGAAACUUGACCUGACAGCAAAUUUCAUUGGUGAACUGUCCAGUAUUGAAUCCCUAAAAUGCAAUAUUCAUCUGAAGGAAUUGUUUCUUGUGGGUAACCCAUGUACUGAAUUUGAAGGUUAUAGACAAUUUGUAGUGGCAACUCUUCAUCAAUUAAAAUAUUUGGAUAGUAAAGAAAUAGAACGUUCAGAGAGGAUUAAAGCCCUUCAGAACUAUCCAGAAGUGAAAUGGAAAAUCAGAGAACAGGAACGAGCUUACCUUCUCAAAAGGGCCAGAGAAAAGGAAGAGGCUCAAAGAAGGAUGCAAGAAAAAAAGAGUGAGAAACAGAAACAGAUGAACUCUAAGCUUGGAUUUGACAGCCCAGACUCCACACAGGAAAAAUCCAAUCAGGAAGAAGGAGAUGGAGAGCAGGAAAGAUGCAGAACAGUUGAAAAUGAUGAUGAAGACAGAAAAUUUUGGGAGGAGCCUACACCAUACACUCCAGAAUCUAGAUUAGAAACUCACAGAUAUAUUGAAGGAAAACGGAGAGCUAAAGACAAUAUAAGGGAAUCAAAAAAGAGAGAGAAGACUGCUUGGACAUUGGUCACUGCAGAAGGAAAAAUUCUGAAUGUGAAUGUGCCUAAGCUUAAUUUCUCUUUGAAAGAUGAUGAAGAAAACAACCAGAUCAUCUUGGAUCUCGCUGUUUACAGACAUUUGGACACUUCUUUACUUGAUGUUGAUGUGCAGCCAACUUACAUCCGAGUACUGGUGAAGGGAAAGCCAUUUCAGCUUGUGCUCCCUGAGGAAGUGAAGCCAGACAGCAGCUCUGCUAAAAGAUCACAGACAACUGGUCAUUUAGUUGUCACCAUGCCAAAGGCUAAAGAAAUAAUCCUGGCUAAGCGAAAAGUUUCAGCUUCAAUUAAACAUUCUGACUGCAGUACACAGCAAAAAAACACGAGAAGUGGACCAGUUGAGAAGUUAGAAGUGGAUCCUAGUAAAUAUUCAUUCCCUGAUGUGACAAAGAUAAUCCAAGAAAAGCAACAAACUGGCCAGGGACCUAUAAAGCUCCAACCACAGAAGGUUACAGAGGUUAAGAAGAGCUGUGUUGAUUAUGAAAAUAAUGAAGAUGUUCCUCCUUUAAUUUGA
Molecule: messenger RNA, 1439 nt
Organism: Cinclus cinclus
Lineage: Eukaryota; Metazoa; Chordata; Aves; Passeriformes; Cinclidae
Gene: DNAAF11
Product: dynein axonemal assembly factor 11
Exons: 11
Coding region: 42-1439 (465 amino acids)
Biological process (GO): outer dynein arm assembly
Cellular component (GO): cytoplasm
Molecular function (GO): protein binding
Source: RefSeq, a predicted model, not a curated record